Messenger RNA from Spirodela intermedia, 426 nucleotides. The record is from the annotation of a GenBank genome assembly. NCBI's taxonomy places the organism in Eukaryota, Viridiplantae, Streptophyta, Magnoliopsida, Alismatales, Araceae.
AUGUCAGCUCAACAUCAACCAUCACCAUGGUAUGCACAUAUUGUUAAUUUUCUGGUUUCUGGAAAAACUCUAGAACAGUGGGAUAAGAAGAGAAAAAAUCAUUUCUUUUCUAAGAUUAGAAAUUAUUUUUGGCAUGAUCCUGAUUUAUAUUACUUGGGCAAUGAUCAAAUUUUAAAGAAAUGUGUUCCUGAAGAAGAAUACCAUAGCAUUAUUAACAUGUGCCAUUCAUCUAACUAUGGAGGACACUUCCUUGGACGAAAAACAGCUGCAAAAAAAUUUCAGUGUGGUUUUUAUUGGCCUACAAUCAUUAGAGAUUCUAUAGAAUUUAGUAGAACAUGUAUUUCAUGCCAAUCUAUAGGUAACAUGAGUAAAAAAGAUGAAAUGCCCAUGAGUAACAUGUUAGUAGUCAAAAUUUUUGAUGUAUGA